Messenger RNA from Hypoxylon fragiforme, 1714 nucleotides. RefSeq names its product mitochondrial carrier. Bases 426 to 1448 code for a protein of 340 amino acids. The transcript is spliced from 4 exons. Gene Ontology annotation, biological process: transmembrane transport. Lineage: Eukaryota; Fungi; Ascomycota; Sordariomycetes; Xylariales; Hypoxylaceae. The record is from RefSeq and is a predicted model, not a curated record.
CCUUUUUAAAGUAGAUCUUCCGGUUUUCGCGGACAACGUCAGUAUAGCUUCAUUGUCCUUGGCUCUAGCUCAUCGUAAAUCUUUCUUUUACAUCUGUUUUAGUAGCAUCUUGCAUUUGCUUUAUUACACAAAAAUGCGUACUGGUCCUCAACUCAUAUAUCAUUAAUCAAUGUAUUGUUGCCGUAAUUAACUUGACAAUUUGGACGUGUUCGACUUUUCCUUUUUUUUUUUUUUAUAAACCAUACACCCACCACUUUACCCGAAAGUCCAAGCACCUACCUAUUUAAUUCAGCAUUCGAAUUGCAUUAUCUUGGAUGCCUCUGUUCUAGACAGAUACUAGGUACAUAUUGGAAACGCGACCCUCUCGGUGGUACAUAUAUUCCUUAUUCCCUUAGAAUACCUUAUUCUCUUUCUCUCUAGUCGCCAUGGCUGUCCAGUCAAAACCAGCUCCACUACCAUCGUGGGGACUCGCUGUAGCUGGUUCUACCGGCGCUGUCUUAGCAAAUGCGCUGGUAUACCCUCUUGAUAUAGUGAAAACACGUCUCCAAGUCCAAGUCAAACGGAAGCCUGGAGACACGAGCGAACACUCGGGCGACCCCCAUUAUCACUCGACAUGGGAUGCAAUUACCAAAAUUGUCGCCGAAGAUGGAGUUAAAGGUUUAUAUGCAGGCAUGAACGGGGCUCUACUGGGUGUCGCCUCUACCAAUUUUGCCUACUUCUACUGGUACUCGACUGUGCGAGAGCUCUACUUCAAAGCGCAAAAGAUCCCUGCGCCACCUCCCACGGCUGUUGAGUUGAUGCUUGGCGCUUUAGCCGGCGCCGUCGCUCAAAUAUGUACAAUCCCAGUGGCUGUGGUUACGACGAGGCAGCAGACACAAAGCAAGGCGGACAGGAAAGGUCUCAUAGAAACGGCUCGCGAAGUCAUUGAGAGCGAGGAUGGUGCAUUUGGGCUUUGGAGAGGAUUGAAGGCCAGUUUGGUGUUGGUUGUUAAUCCUGCUAUCACAUAUGGCGCAUACGAACGUUUAAAGGGGGCCAUGUUCCCUGGGAAAACUCGGUUGACCGCCGGAGAAGCAUUUCUCCUCGGCGCUAUGUCGAAAGCGUUAGCUACCAUUGUGACACAACCACUUAUAGUUGCUAAGGUUGGGCUACAAUCGAAGCCCCCACCACAACGACAAGGCAAGCCCUUCACGGGUUUUGUCGAGGUAAUGCAGUUCAUCAUCAAGCACGAAGGCCUGACGGGCCUUUUCAAAGGCAUCGGGCCCCAAAUCGUAAAAGGCCUUCUAGUACAAGGAAUACUCAUGAUGACUAAAGAGCGAAUGGAAUUCCUAUUUAUCAUCCUGUUCAGAUAUGUCCGCAAGCUUCGGUCAGAGCAGCUCGCUAAGGCGGCGGCAUUGGCGGCAUCCGCUGCUUCUAAAACCAAGGUCGCCAUUCCUAUCACUUCCAAAUAGCCUGAUGGAUAUUUCAGCAUUUCCCUAUUAGAGAGAAAUUCCGCGAGGUCAAUCGAAAGUUGGAAAAGACAGAUCUGUGAUACAUAUAAUGCCUGUUAUAUAGAGGAUGACGGGAUGGUUGCAUUGAUGCGUCGAUUAAUUGGUUUGGGAGUUCGGAGUAUUAAUGGCAUUACCAAGAUAAACCCAUAGGAACGUUGAAUAUAUUACCGAAACCACAAUUUCUCCUGGAGUUCUUGAGAAUAUUGUUAGACACUUGCAUCAGCCUG